Molecule: messenger RNA, 563 nt
Organism: Trichomycterus rosablanca
Lineage: Eukaryota; Metazoa; Chordata; Actinopteri; Siluriformes; Trichomycteridae
Product: essential MCU regulator, mitochondrial-like
Exons: 3
Coding region: 1-294 (97 amino acids)
Biological process (GO): calcium import into the mitochondrion; mitochondrial calcium ion homeostasis
Cellular component (GO): mitochondrial inner membrane; uniplex complex
Source: RefSeq, a predicted model, not a curated record
AUGGCGUCUCCGCUGUGGGGUACCUUUGCGAUGCUGUCCCGGAGCGCUGCUGUUUUAGGGCGGCCACUGGUGACUGAGAGGCCGGGUACCGUGCUGACACAGUGCCGUACCGUGGUGUGCUCCUCCAGCGGUGCCAUCCUGCCCAAACCCAAGAAGACGGCGUUCGGGAUGUUGAAGAUCACCCUGGUCGUGGCUCCGUUCCUUUACAUCGGUACACUCAUCAGUAAGAACUUCGCUGCCUUGCUGGAGGAGCACGACAUCUUCGUCCCUGAGGAUGAUGAUGAUGACGACUGAGCCCACACGGACACGGUGUGUGAACCCGAGGUACUACUGUGUGUAAACGAGGAAGAGGAGGAGAACAUCCUGGAUCUGCUGGAACGUCGCGUUCAUUUCAAACAUCUCUUCAGAGCUACUGUAGUGUGUGUGUGUGUGUGUGUGUUUACAGAGCUGCUGUGUGUGUGUGUGUGUGUGUGUGUGUGUGUGUGUGUGUGUGUAAACGUGAGCAGCUCUCCUGUCUGCACGAACUGUAUAAACCAAUAAAGCAAACACUGGAGGAACCUGAA